Adineta steineri is the source of this 954-nucleotide messenger RNA. Lineage: Eukaryota; Metazoa; Rotifera; Eurotatoria; Adinetida; Adinetidae. The record is from the annotation of a GenBank genome assembly.
AUGACAGAAUCAAACUUUGGAGCAAAAACGACCGCACAUGAAGUCGUCAAACGUCUUAAUGUAAAUCUCGAUGGAAAAGUAGUGUUUAUCACAGGAGCAACGUCAGGUAUUGGUGUUGAAACAGCUCGAGCAUUAGCAAGUACCAAUGCUCAUGUGUUUAUCACUGCUAGAGACAUGAAUCGAGGAGCACAGGUUGCAGAGGACAUUAAGAAAACAACAGGCAACAAUCAAGUUGAUGUUUUGGAACUUGAUCUUACUUCAUUAGAAUCUGUUCGAAAUUGUGUUCAUCAAUUUCGAUUACAUAAAUUACCUAUUAACAUCCUCAUAUGUAAUGCUGGUAUUAUGGCAUGUCCAUAUUCAAAGACAAAAGAUGGAUAUGAAUUGCAGUUGGGUGUUAAUCAUCUUGCUCACUUUCUUCUUGUAACUUCUCUUUUGCCUGAACUCAAAGCGGGCAAACCGGCACGUGUUAUAAUGGUUAGUUCAGUACUCAACAAAUUUCAAGGUAUCAAUUUCGAAGAUAUCAAUUGGGAGAAGAACUAUGACAAAUGGUUGGCUUACGGUCAGAGUAAAACUGCUAAUAUUUUAUUCGCCCUACAGUUAAAUAAAUUAUAUAAGUCUGAAGGACUUCGUGCAUUCGCUUUAAAUCCUGGUGCUAUUAUGACUAAUCUACAAAAUGUUCUACCAAUUGAAGAGCAACAAGCAAUGGGAUAUUUUAAAGAAGAUGGUACACUAGCUGAUUAUUUUAAAAGUGUUGAACAAGGAGCAUCAACCAGUGUUUAUGCUGCUUUAGCAUCUGAACUUGAUCAUUCUGAUGGCGAAUAUUUAGAAGAUUGUGCUAUUACUCGAAUAGUGAAUGACAACAAAACUGAAUUUAUAGGUAGAGCACCACAUGCAGCAGAUAUGAAAGCAGCUGAACAACUUUGGACUUUGAGUGAAAAAAUGGUAGCAGAAUAA